AUGAAUAGUGGAUUUUACACAGGUGUGAUUGAAAAAUUGCAAGAUGGAGGAAGAAUUGUAUUUGGAUACAAGCACUCCCCUAGUGUUUAGGGGGUUUUGGUAGCUGAUUUUUCUACUAACAUAUUCCAGUAUAUUAAGCUAACAUCAGACUAUGGAAACUUCAAUGCACAGGAUUUCUCUGUGUAGAAACCGCAUCUAAUAUUUUCUUUUGCAAGAGUAUCAAUCAGUGGUGGCCUUACUAAACCCUCAUUAGUAAUAAUAAAUGCAACAUCCUCUUAAAUCCAAUAUGGUUUUUAUUCAACCAAUAGCAUUCUUCUAAAUUCAACUAUACUAAGAUCUACCUAAAGUUCUACUAGCAAUAAUUUUAGUACAUUUAUUUGCAGAGACAUAUAUAAUUCUGGUAGUAAAAAUGUUCAGAUAGUCUCUUAUUAAUAUCAGAAUCCAGUUACUAAUGGUGUACAGUCAGCAUCAUUAUCUCGAGACAACAUAAUCUAAUCAUCAGGUUUAAUUAAUCAUUACUGCAAAGAUUUAUAAGUCUUCAAUCUCACACUUUAAUUUGUACUGCUGAAUUACAAAAGCAGUUCUUCGCCAUCAGCAGAAUAGUACGACUCCAUUUUAUACUUAAAUACAUUAGAUCUAGCAAAUAACCAAUAAUAAUAUUUCAAAAUACUAGAUCCUACAACACCUUUUCUCGCUUUUAAUAUCAGUUCAAUUUUUGUGAGAAGUGUAAACGAAUUGUAUAUCAUUGGAUGGACUUAUUAGAAAUAGACAAGUAGAUAAUCAGGAAUCAUUUUAGCGAAUCCUCAGUCUUCGCAAAAUUGCUUUAAUCUAACUAAAUCUUUUAUCACAAUCUAAACUUCAAAAGAAACUGGUGUACAGGCAAUAUCAAGCAUACUAAAUAUAUAAGUUCUAACCAGUAUCAAUACUUAUUACUACAUAGAUCUAAAUUUCCAGAAAUCCGAUGUGAAUUUGCAUACAGACAACACAGAAACUGAAUAUUGUUAGAGCUCAAGCAGCACAUAAAACUAAUUUUAAUUUCAAAGAUCGAUUCCUGUAGGCUUUUAGACUUCUUAUAACUAUAAAGUUGGCUAACAUCCACUGGUCAUCUAGGCACCCUACUAUACUAUAUAAGACAAUAAUUGUGAAGAUUUUUCUCCUAUUUAUUCCGCUAAGUUGUAAAAUGGCCAAGCUCUUCCCAAUUUCAUGACAUACAAUGAAACCAGUGCCUAAUUAUCAAUUUAAUCAACUCUUGCAUAAGAUACUGGUACCUAUUUAAUAACUUUCAAUUAGUCCUAGAUUCUAGGCCCCUCUUUUUAUGAUGAUAUUACAAUUACUGUAAAAGCAAACAUUUACCCACCUAGGUUUAUAGUACCACUUUAACCUUUAAAACUCUUUGUCAAUCAAUCAAUGACAUAUGUAUUGCCGUCAAUUGAAGAUUAAGAUAAUGAUAGCUGGUACUUGACUUUUGGUGAGCUACCAUCUUUUAUUACAUUUAAUAACUCAACAAGAGUAUUUUCAAUUGGUCCAUAUUUUUAGUAUGGAAAUUAUAGUAUAAGCAUUAUGCUAAAUGAUUCAGAACUAUUUCAAACAUAUAACCUAACUAUAGAAGUUUAACAGAAUAAUAUGGCACCUUAGUUCACAGAGUUGCUGCAUGAUUAAAACUUGUUUGUUAAUUAAGUCAGAAUUUAUACACUUCCAAGUGUUUAUGAUUAAGAAAACAACACAAUCUAUUUUUAGCUUUUGAAUCAGAAUCUUCCUAAAUUUAUCAAAUUCGAUUCCAUAUUAAGAUAGUUUACUAUCUAGCCAACAACUGAUGAAGAUGCUAUUGAAAUAACAAUCUAAGUGCUCUUGUCUGAUUAUUUAUUAACAAAUCGAUAGGAAUUUAAAAUAAUGGUAAAGAAAAAUACUCAGGCUCCAUAUUUUAUUUAGCCAUUAGUAGAUUAAGUGAUAUAUUUAAACUAGAAUAUUACCUAUAAACUCUCAGAAAUAAAUGAUUCUGAUGGAAAUGAAUACUUUCUAUUAUGUGUGACAUUACUACCAAGUUUUAUUGCUUUUGACAACUCUACGAGAAUAUUCAACAUUCAUCCCACUAGUUCCUAGCAGCAUGGUAAUUAUACUGUGACUUUGAGUUUAUCUGAUUUUGAAAAAUCUUAGAAUUACAGCUUUGUGAUUUCAGUCCAGACUAAUAUUUAUUCGCCUUUGUUCUCCUCUCCAUUAUAAAAUAUAACGGUAUGUGUGAAUUGUAGCUCCUAUUAGUAUGCUUUACCAUAAGCUUUUGAUCAAGAUAAUGAUGAUAUUCUGAUUUCUGUGGAUAACUCUUACAAUCCUUUUUUAUCCUAUGAUCAGUCUUCUAAACAGAUAAUAAUUCAUCCAACUCAAGAUAAUUAAGUUGGUCAUUACUCACUUCAGAUUAAUCUUACUGAUAAUAUUCACAUUUCUCAAUUUCAACUGAUAAUAUAGAUUAAGAUAAACCUAGAACCUCCUAAAUUCAUAAGUAAAUUAGAGGAUUUUAUAGUUUUGAUUGGCAGAAAUAUCACUUAUUAAUUGCCUCAAAUUGUGGAUAUUGAUAACGAUUCAUAUUAAGUAGAAGUUGGAAAUUUGCCUGUCUUUGCAAAAUUCAACAAUCUCACAAAUACUUUCAGUUUUUCUCCCUAAAUACAAAGCCAAAAAGGAAAUUACACACUAAUGAUUACACUUAAAGAUUACUAUAGAUAAAGAAAUUACAAUUUAAUUAUCGAAGUAAAAGAAAGUCUUGGAGGUCCUUAGUUUUUAUCUUCAUUAUAAAACUAGACAGUGUUCAUUGGCUAAUCCUUAAAUUACACACUACCUGAGUAUUAUGAUCCAGAUAAUGAUCAGGCAUAUCUUGAAAUUGAAUUAAAUUUACCAGAUUACAUCUAUUUCGAUUAGGAAACGAAAACUUUUAUCUUUACUCCAACGUCUGCUAAUUUUAUAGGAGAACUCUAGAUAGAAAUUUCAAUCAAGGACAAUUAAUACAUCAACCAAUUCAAGUUAUUCAUUACUGUCAAAGAAAAUUUGCAGGCUCCAAAUUUUAUUAGUCCUCUGCAAAACCUAACUGUAUAGUUGAAUUAACACAUAAUAUAUGAACUACCUGAAAUUACAGAUUUAGAUGGAAAUUAAUUUUAGCUCUAAGUGGUAAGCGAACUACCCUCUUUUAUAGUAUAUAAGAAUUAGAGUAACAAUCAUACAUUCGAUAUUUUACCUUAAUCAUCCAGAGAUCAUGGCACUUAUGAAAUAGUUAUUAAACUCUCAGAUUUUUCAAAAUCUUAGACCUACUCAUUUUUUAUCAUUGCAAAGACUAAUUUCAAUGCUCCUGAAUUUGAAAGUGGACUAUUAAAUAUAUUUGUCUGUACUUAAUGCUAAAGAUAACUAGCAUUGCCAAAUAUUAUAGAUUAGGAUAGAAUCAAUGAAGUAUAAGUAAAUAUACUUGGUUUUCUGCCAGAAUUCGUAAAAUUUGAUUCUGAUAGAAAAAUUUUCUUGAUUUAGCCUAAUGAUACAGCAAGUGUAGGCUCAUAUGAGAUAUAAGUUUAAUUAUCUGAUGGGCAUCUUUCAACUAAUUACUCAUUUUAAAUUAUAGUGAGAGUAAACUAAUAUACCCCUUACUUUGUGGACGAAUUGUAACAGCAAUUUCUUUUUGUGACUUAAACUCUUACAUAUUAGUUACCUGAUAUUAAUGAUGAAGAUGGAAAUGAUUUCUACUUAGAGAUACUUGAGGACUUACCAAGUUUCGUAGAAUAUGAUAGCCAAAAUAGAAUAUUCAAAAUAAAUCCAAUAAGCGAUGAAGAUACAGGCACAUACUUCAUUCUGAUAAGAGUUUCAGACUUUGAAAGAUCUCGCAAUUACACGUUGAAGAUUAUAGUAGAUGAUAACUUGCAUGCACCAAAAUUUGAAUUUGAUCUCCCUGAGUUACUAGUGUGCGUUGGCUGCUAAAAAAUCUAUGAGUUGCCAGGAAUUGUUGAUUAAGACAGUGAGGAUCUGAUUACUGUCAGAGUUUAUGAAUCUCUUCCUUAAUUUGUGAUUUAUAAUGUAGAAGAGAGAGUAUUUGUUAUCAAGCCCUAUGAUUCAGAAAAUGUUGGCGAGUAUCAGAUCUAUAUACUUAUAUCUGAUGGGUUUCAUGAUGUUUAAGAUGUUUUGAAAAUUAAAGUUCUGAUGAAUCUAGAUGGACCUCAUUUUGAACCAACUUUAGAGGAUUAGAUAGUUUAUGUAUCUCAAAGGCUUUCAUAUAUACUACCGAAAGUCAUUGAUGAGGACGGUGAUAAUUACUAGAUUGAAAUUAUAGAUGAGCAUAAGCUGCCCUCAUUUAUUUCAUUUGACUUGGAAUCAAGAGAAUUUUCAUUUGAACCUAAAUCAAUAAACGAUAAGGGUGAGCAUCCAAUUUCUAUUAACUUGAAAGAUUAUUAUCUCACUCAAUCAUUUUCAUUCAAGGUGAUAGUAAGAUUUGAUUCUGCUCCUCCAGAAUUCAAUCAGAAACUUUAAGACUAGACUCUUACAUAAGGACAGUAUAUCAGUUAUCACUUGCCUAACUAUUCAGAUAUAGAUGGUGAUGAGAUAUAGCUAGAAGUUUUAACACUGUUACCAAGCUAUAUUAUCUUUGAUAGUAUACAUCAAAUUUUCACAAUCAAAUAUAAUUAGAUGUAGUUAGAUAUCUAGAACUAGACUAUUGAAAUUAUGCUGAAGGAUAUUUUGCUUAGCUAGAAAUACACUUUCAAUAUUUACUUUCUUCCUUCAAAUGAAAUCAUAAAUGAAACUAGUGUUCAAGGUGACUAAUUUUAACAAUGGAUAUAUUUAGACAGAGCUUAGUAAAGUGCUAUCACUUCAAGUUAACUUCUAAAGGAACUAUAAUAGGAUAAAAUAUAAGGAUAUAUAUCUCCAUUAGACUCUAAUUUAAAAGUAAUAACUCUGGAUUAUACAUAAAGUCUUUAAAAAGUGCUCUUUAUUGCUAAUUAUGGUGGAGAUUUUGUUCCUUCAGACAUUGAAGUGCAAAUAGUAAAGAAUAAAAGAAGCCGAUUUUAAAAUUCAAAGAUAAUAGAUUACAAUCGCUAUAAAAAUCUCUUUUCAAUAAAACCAGAAUCUAAAUAUGACAUUGGAUUUUAUGAAAUCAAGAUAUUAAUAAAGAACUAAAAUAGAGUUGAUAAUCGGGCAAACCUUGUUGCCUAUAAAUUCUAAGUUAAUGUAACAGAUCUACCCUAAACUAUUCCUUCAAUUUAAACGGACAAGAAUAGAGAAUAAAGAAUUAAACUCAUAUAGAACGAUCAUAAUAGCAUGCCAUUCCGUGCAUAAAUUAGUGAAAUUACAUCUAGAGGUAUUGUUCAGAUUAGAUUCAGUCAGAGAUUAAAAAAGAUAAAUAUGUCUAACGAGGAAUUAAAAGAAUAAAGAGUUAUCGAUCUUUCAUUUGAUGAUCCUGAACUCUAAGCUUCCGAUUCCUAUUUUUGGUGGAUAAAAAAAGUGACACAGAGAUCUAUCAAGAUAAAAAUAGCAUUCAAAGAUUCUUCUAAAGUUGGUCUUUUAAGUGUAUUGAACUUAUAUCCUUAUUAAUAAUACUAAUUAUAGAAAGGUAGCAUUAAGGUGGCGAUUUUGAGGAAAGAUAUAUUUAAACCCAUAAAUUCUACUUAAACUCAAGUAGAGACGACCUAUUUAAAAGCAAACUUUGUUCCAUAGCUUGAUGAUAACGGGGAUUAAGCAAAUUAUUUACUCAUUAUAGGAGAGAUCUUUAAGUACUUACUUAUUACUACCAUUAUUUUCAAUCUUCUUACAUAUAUCUGCAGGUAAUUUUAUUCAUCAUUAAUGUAUUACUAGUGGUGGUUCCUAAACAAUGCUAUUUCAAAUGGUCAAUUCGCUUUAAGUGAUAGUGAUUAUUCCGCUCUUUAGCUUCAAAUUGCCUGCUCUAUUUGA
Stylonychia lemnae is the source of this 5910-nucleotide messenger RNA. NCBI's taxonomy places the organism in Eukaryota, Ciliophora, Spirotrichea, Sporadotrichida, Oxytrichidae. The record is from the annotation of a GenBank genome assembly.